Messenger RNA from Camellia sinensis, 2418 nucleotides. RefSeq names its product serine/arginine repetitive matrix protein, putative (DUF936). The record is from RefSeq and is a predicted model, not a curated record. NCBI's taxonomy places the organism in Eukaryota, Viridiplantae, Streptophyta, Magnoliopsida, Ericales, Theaceae.
CUAACGGUUAUCAUUUACUGACCCCAACGCAAUCCCUCUGGCAAUUCUCUCAUCUCUCUCUCUCUCUCUCGCAUUCAUCUUCUUAAUAAAACCCUAAUUUCUUCAUCAAAUCUCUCAUUCUUCUUCCUACUUUCUCAUCAUCAAUGGCGACUCUCACUGCAGGAAUCCUGCUAAAGCUCCUCCAGUCCAUGAACUCCAACACCAGAGUCACCGGCGACCACCGCUCCCCUCUCCUCCAACUAAUCGGCAUCGUCCCUGCUCUCGCCGGCUCCGAUCUCUGGCCCAACCACGGCUUCUACGUCCAACUCUCCGAUUCCCUCAACUCCACCUACGUCUCUCUCUCCGACCGCGACACCGAUCUCAUCCUCACCAACCGCCUCCAGCUCGGCCAGUUCCUCUACGUCGAUCGUUUCGACUUCGACUCUCCCGUCCCUCGCGCCUCCGGCCUCCGCCCCAUCGCUGGCCGCCACUCCUUCGUCGGAACUCCCGAGCCUCUCAUCGCUCGAAUCUCUGCCUCCAAACGCGAGUUCGUGAUCCAGCCUGUGUCAGACUCAGAUCCAUCAACCGAUCCAAUCGCGGCCUUGUUUACGAAUAAGAAACUUCACGAAUCGAAAAUUGAUGGUAAGGAAUCGAAAUUUGAGGUUAUGAAUGGAAAGUAUAGUGCCAGGAGAGUUCUGGCACCAAGAGAUAAUGUAUCGUUGGAGAAAAAUGAGGAAUCGAAGGUCUCUGAUAGGCCUCAGAGGUUUUCUUCUCCUGCUGCUGGGAAGCAACAACGAUCGGUAUCGGUUGGGAAGAAGAAUUCGGCUGUUGUGGAGAGAGAUCCGUCUCCGGCGGGGAAAGUGAAGAGGUCGGCGUCUCCGGUGCCGUCCAAAUGUGUGGUUCCAAGCUUGGCUGUAGCUCGUGAGGAGAAUCGGAGGACUUCGAAGGAGCCGGCGAUUAUUGUGCCGUCAAGGUAUCGACAGCCAUCGCCGAAUGGGCGGAGGCAGGCAUCUCCGAAUGCGAGGAGGUUGUCGGUUUCUCCGGGGAGGAGAUUGUCUAGCGGAGUUAAGGUUUCACCUGUUGUUGGGGCGGUGGAUUCGGCUAGCAAGAAAAAAAUGGCGACUAUUGCUGCUGGGAUAUCGAAGGUUUCAGAGGCACUUGUUGGGUCGGCAAAGGCAAGUAGGAAGAGCUGGGAUGAACCAGGGGCAACCGCGGAAGCGGUGGUGGAGCAGAAAGAGAAGAGUUCAACGAAAAAUAAGCUGGAUUUGCAAGCAAUUUUGCGAACUCAGGCUGCUAUUUCUAGGCGUCUAAGUGAUGUGGAUAGUCAAAAACCCAAUAGAGAUGAUUCUGAAACCCGAGAGAAAGCAAAAUCUAGCUUGACUGAAGGUGGUUUGGUGACUGAGAAGCCAAUAUGUGCGGCUUCUGGAAUCACUAUUCAUGAAAAGAAAUGGACAGAUGGCAGUAUUCCAUUGGAUGCAGUCUCUGCAACCCUUGCAAAGCUAGGAAAGGAAGCUAUGCAGAGGAAGGCUCUUGCUUCUACAGCUGCAGCUGAAGCUUUGGAAGAGGCCAUUGUCACCGAGUCUAUUGUAAGGAGCUUAAGCAUUUUUUCAGAUCUUUGUUCUACAUCAAAGGCAGGAAAUCCUUUACCCACCAUUGACCGCUUCAUGUCAAUCUAUGAUGAAGUCGUAAAAUCAACAUCAACUGCUGAAUCAAUUGCAAUUAACCGAAGUUCUGUCCCUCAUCAUACUGACAAUAUCCUGACAGAGCAUUCAAAAUCCGUUUCUCUUUGGGUAGAAGCAGCUCUGGCCACAGAUCUUGAAAUUGUCUCUCUCCUAACCGACCAAAAAAUUGAGUCUCCUCGGCCAACACUGCAGAAAAGUUCAUCAAAACGGCACUCUCUCAAUGCACCUUCUAAAAACCAGACGAAUACAAUUGCUCCAUCACUCCCCUCAGAUGCUACUGGCAAAGGAUGGAUAAGGGGCCAUGGAAUGAAUGAAACUGUGGAACUUGGAAUGAAUUUGCAAUCAGAGAUGCAAAUGUGGUUUGUACGGUUUGUUGAGGAAUCCUUGGAUGCUGGUUUCCGAGUGUUUGGGAAGUGUAAUUCUGAUGGUGGACUCGACUGUGGCCCAAUUGCUGCAGUGCUAUCACAGCUAAAGCGAGUCAACGACUGGUUGGAUCGCAUGGUGUCAAAACAGAAUGAACUCCUGACAAGAAAGGUUGAGCAGCUGAAGCGGAAGAUCUAUGGAUUUGUCAUUCAUCACAUGGGGACGACUGUAAAUACCAUGCCUGUUUCUUCAUCUUGAUUUGCUUUGCAUCAAAUAUUUGGUCAAUUAAUGAUUAUUUAUUUGAUCAUUGUCAGCACUGCAAGUUUUCUUUGAACAUAAAAUUUUGCUUCACAUGUUCCUUUUGGCAAUUUUUAUGGUAUUACAUCAAUAUCAU